Messenger RNA from Kwoniella botswanensis, 264 nucleotides. RefSeq lists its product as uncharacterized. The coding region runs from base 1 to 264 and encodes 87 amino acids. NCBI's taxonomy places the organism in Eukaryota, Fungi, Basidiomycota, Tremellomycetes, Tremellales, Cryptococcaceae. The transcript has a single exon. The record is from RefSeq and is a predicted model, not a curated record.
AUGGCCAGCGUCGUUCGACAAAAUGCGAACCCCAGAAAGAGCUGGGGGGAAACCUGCAAGAGGUCAACCAACGGCUUGCUGCAAGACUCCGGCUAUGAUGGUAAGGUCGCGAGCGCUUUGGCUGCUAGUACCAUCUCUCAAUUCUAUGAUAGGAGCGAUCAAUACGAAACUGAAUGUCCAGGUACUAAAAGCAACUUCACCAAUUGGCGGGCUUUCCUCACAGAAGUACCUACCCUCCAAGAUAUUGCUACUGAUCACGAAUAA